ACCUCUCUAGAGCCCCCCGGAAGCCUUCUGGGACCCUCAGGACCCCUCUAGAGCCCCCCAGAAGCCUUCUGGGACCCUCAGGACCCCUCUAGAGCCCCCCAGAAGCCUUCUGGGACCCCCAGAACCCCUCUAGAGCCCCCCAGAAGCCUUCCCCUCUCUCGCAGGUCGGUAACGCGGUGCCUCCUCCCCUCGCCAAAGCCAUCGGCCUGGAGAUCAAAUCCUGCGUCACGGCGAAGCUGAAAGAAGCCAUGGCGGAGCUCAACGCUGCUGAGAAGGUGGAGGCCGUGAAGGUGGAAUCUAUGGAGAAGGUGGAAUCUAUGGAGAAGACGGUGGCCAUGGAGAAGGUGGAGGUGGCCAUGGAGAAGGUGGAGGUGGCCAUGGAGAAGAUGGGAUCUAUGGAGAAGAUGGGAUCUAUGGAGAAGGUGGAGGCCAUGGAGAAGAUGGGAUCCAUGAAGGUGGAGGCCAUGGAGACGGUGGGCUGAUGCGCGGGCUCUCCGCCAGCACGAGGGCUCCAACCAUGCACUGAUUUCUUUGAACCCCUUUUUCUUUCUCUUCCUUUUCCUCGAGGUUUUGGGGUGGGUUUGGAUUCCUGUCCGUGGGGGGCGGCACUGGGGGCGGCACUUGGCGUGGCCUCCACCGCCCCCUCCGCUCGUCUCUGUCUUCUGGCUGCUGUCCGUGAUGGUCCAACGCCACCACCGCCGCGCCAACCCCCCAGGGCAGAGCCUUGAGGGACCCCCAAAGCCCGACCUCGGCCUGGUGGGACCUCCCCGACCUCGGCCUGGUGGGACCUCCCCGACCUCGGCCUGGUGGGACCUUCCCGACCUCAGCCUGGGGGGACCUCCCCGACCUCGGCCUGGUGGGACCUCCCCG
Messenger RNA from Cuculus canorus (common cuckoo), 870 nucleotides. RefSeq lists its product as uncharacterized. Bases 249 to 482 code for a protein of 77 amino acids. Lineage: Eukaryota; Metazoa; Chordata; Aves; Cuculiformes; Cuculidae. The record is from RefSeq and is a predicted model, not a curated record. The transcript is spliced from 2 exons.